CCUGCUACAACGAAAUGAAAGUAAACCAAUAACCGGACAGUAACAUUUUGGAGCGCAUUGUAGUCAGAGGAGAAAUAGUUGUAUAUGAGAAUAAAUAAAUAAAUAUGUAAUCGAUCUAUAUCAGGAGUCCUACACAAAGAGGGGCAUGCUUCAGCUAUUGCUGAUUCAUCUUGUCUGACCUGUCGAAGAUGGAGGAAGGGAUGGAUUCUCAAAGAGGCGUGGCUGCUGAAGUCAAGCCAGAGGCUGUAAAGAAUGAUGUUCAAAACACAAACUUAACAGAUGGAAAAGAUGAACUCUUUUGUGGACCACAUACAAAUGACACUACAACAGACUGUGCAGAGAACACACAAGAGGAUGUAGCAUCUCAGACUUCGAUGGACUGUGGGCCUGCAGGUGUGUUGGAGGAAUCUGUUCUUGCAGGCAGCAGAAGUAACACAGCGCAAACGCAGUGUUCUAAUGGACAGAAAUCCAAGAGGUCCUCUUCACCUGGUCCUCACCCUGUUAAAACAACCUGUGCUACUGCACACUCUCCAAAUCCAAAACUCACCCUCUGUCUUAGUAAUAGUCCCAGGAAGGGUGUCAGUACACCCAGCGAUGUCGAGAUGUUGAGUCCGGACAGCCCCAUCUGUAAAACCGUGCUCCUCAACAGCUCUGCAGACAAGGAUCAGGAUGGCAGUAUUUCUGCGGGGGACUCUGGUUUUGCAAAGGAAUCCCAGCAGUUUGUCAAAGACUCUGAUACUAUAUGUUCGGCCAAAGAGAAAGUCCAUCCGGUUACCAUGGGAACUGAGGAUGCUGAGAUAGCUGAGCACAGUGGCUGUUCUGAUAUGAGCCAGGACUUAACUGGAAGUCAAUCAGAUGCACUUUACGAAAGUGUUUCAUUUGCAUUGCAUAACAUGGACAGAGGAUGGCUGGGGACACCUAUAGACGAGCUGAACAGAAUGCCCCAGUGUGCCCCCCCUCUGUCUCAUCUGAAAGCAGCGGCUAACCACACUGUCACAGUCAGAACAGAUCUCCUCAGAGAGGGAGAGGUCCCUGUUCCGUACCCUAGCAAGUUCAAAGAUGCGUGGGAUGACGUGUCAGUGAAGAUGCCCUGCUCUGAGAAGAAUCUGUUUCCUAUGGAGACUGAGGAUGGAGGUGGAGUCCAAAGUCGGUGGGAGCUGAUCCACACUGCCUUGCAGGGAGGGUUCAAGAGUUCUCUGGAUGUGAGGGAUGCAAUUUUGCGAUACAACACAGCCCACGCAAAGAAAUGGGACUUCACUGCUUUGAACCUUCUCUGCACAGAGUAUCUUGAGCAUUCUGAAUUACAACUCCUGUUUGAGGCCGUUCUACCAGCUAUGGUUGACUUGGCGCUCAGUGCUCCUGUCCUCUGCACGAUGCCAAUCCCCCUACUGAAGUCUAGGACGAACCACUCCUUGACUCUGUCUCAGGAGCAAAUAGCCUGUCUUCUGGCCAACGCCUUCUUCUGCACAUUCCCCCGACGCAACUCCCGCAAGUCAGAGUACUGCAAUUAUCCUGAGAUCAACUUCUACAGGUUAUUUGACGGUUCUUCAACAAGAAAAAUAGAGAAAUUGAGGACUCUGCUGUGUUACUUCAGGAGAGUAACACAGACUAAGCCCAAGGGUCUUAUUACAUUCACAAGACAAGUACUGAACAAUCCUCCAAACUGGGAAAGUUCCCAGACUCAGUUGAAGCGCCUUCAUAUCACUUGUGAGGGAACAAUUGAGGAUGAUGGAUACGGGAUGCUGCAGGUGGACUUUGCCAACAGGAUGGUGGGUGGUGGAGUAACAGGACAUGGACUGGUCCAGGAAGAGAUCAGGUUCGUCAUCAACCCUGAACUCAUUGUCUCGCGGCUCUUUACCGAAGCUUUGGAAUACAAUGAAUGCCUCAUCGUCACAGGAACUGAACAGUACAGUAAAUAUUCUGGCUAUGCUGAGAGUUACAAAUGGAAGGCCAGCCACAAAGAUGAGACAGCCAGGGAUGACUGGCAGAGACGCUGUACAGAGAUUGUGGCCAUUGAUGCUCUUAAAUUCAGGCACUUCCUCGAGCAGUUCCUCCCUGAGAAGAUGACCAGAGAACUCAACAAGGCGUACUGUGGAUUCUCCAGAAAUAACGCCAACAGCAAGCACCUCUCUGCACUAGCCACAGGCAACUGGGGUUGUGGAGCUUUUGGUGGAGACACACGGCUCAAAGCGCUGAUCCAGUUGAUGGCUGCAGCAGAGGCUGGGAGAGACGUGGCGUACUUCACAUUUGGAGAUGCUCAGCUCAUGAGAGAUGUUCAUGAAAUACACACCUUCCUCACAGAGAGACAAGUCACCGUCGGGAGGCUGUACAGCCUUUUAAACCAGUACUCCAGUUUGGUGUGCAAGAAUUGCCGCACGCCCCGACCUGACGUCAGCCUCUACAGUUUCAUCUAUGAAAAAGUCUCUUCCUCCGUGCUGGGUGACGCUCCGGACUCUGCCAAGGAUUCUGGGAUGUCCCUUGUAACAUCGGACUCUCACUAAUGUGGACAGAGCUGCAAGUUAACCUCCCUCCCCCUCGUCUUGCUGUGUAAAAGAGACUCCAGGUUCACAAACCUCAGUGUGCUCUCAGCCAUGUGCUAACAAUCACUUUUUCUCUCACACACACUCCCUUUAAGUUUGUGAUCCCAACACACAAACUACCAAAACACAGUUUUGCCUUUCUCGUUGGUGGUAUUAUAGGAGCCUCGUAGUGAGUCACCACAUGUGGUGAAAUGUUUCAGAGACUUAUAGCAAUAGUAAAAUCCUGGUUGCUGUUAGGCCUUUCUUUAGUCUAAAUGUGAUGUGGAAUUAUUUUGUUUUUACACUAAUUACAAAUAUGGCCAAAUAUUCAUCAUAUGCAUGAUUGUGACACUUUUCAUUAUGAAUAAUCUAGGACAUGAUACUCAUCACUAGAUAUCUCAUCCUAUAUUGUGUUUGCUACUUAUUUUGGAUGAGUAAUUUUCUCUGUUUACCAUACCCAGGCUGUGGUGAGGUUCCUGAAUGCAGAGAGGUGAUGAGAUGCCAUAUAGUAGUCUAUGCAUGGGUAACAUUUA
Centropristis striata (black sea bass) is the source of this 3052-nucleotide messenger RNA. RefSeq names its product poly (ADP-ribose) glycohydrolase a (gene parga). Lineage: Eukaryota; Metazoa; Chordata; Actinopteri; Perciformes; Serranidae. Gene Ontology annotation, biological process: ATP generation from poly-ADP-D-ribose; nucleotide-sugar metabolic process; regulation of DNA repair. The coding region runs from base 189 to 2501 and encodes 770 amino acids. The transcript has 18 exons. Gene Ontology annotation, molecular function: poly(ADP-ribose) glycohydrolase activity. Gene Ontology annotation, cellular component: nucleus; cytoplasm. The record is from RefSeq and is a predicted model, not a curated record.